AAAACGAGGCUCGCAUCGUGAUCCUGUUCGUCGAAAAUAAGAAGAAAUCCAACGUAUUUUGUCUAUUUUCACUUGAUUAAAGAUUGCUUUGGCGUUCAUUACAUAUCCUAUGAUAGCUUCUUCAUUCAAGAACUCACUCAAUAAUAAAAUUUAAGCCGAAAUGGCGAAGCGGGAGUCCAGUUUUGAUAUGUCCACCAACUGGCCAGUGGAAAAAAAGAAGAAACGAAGGAGCAGAUGGGGAACACAAACAGAAACAGAGAAGAUAUUUAUUCCUGGUAUGCCAACGACUCUCCCACCAAACCUCUCUAAAGAACAGGAAGAGCAGUAUCUUUUGCAUCUGCAGAUAGAAGAGAUUAGUAGACGCCUGCGCACAGGAGACCUUGGGAUCCCAGCCAACCCAGAAGACAGGUCACCAUCUCCAGAGCCUAUAUACAACAAUGAAGGGAAACGAUUGAACACUCGUGAAUAUCGUACCCGCAAGAAGCUAGAGGAGACAAGACACAGUUUCAUACAGAAAGCAGCAAGUUUGAACACUGAAUACAAACCACCUGCAGAUUACAAGCCCCCAGUAAUCCGAGUCAGUGACAAAGUAAUGAUUCCCCAGGAUGACCACCCAGAUAUCAACUUUGUUGGAUUGCUUAUUGGACCAAGAGGAAACACAUUGAAGAAUCUAGAGAAAGAUACUGGUGCUAAGAUCAUCAUUCGAGGUAAGGGUUCGGUGAAGGAGGGCAAGAUAGGACGUAAAGAUGGACAGCCACUUCCUGGUGAGGAUGAACCCCUUCAUGCAUACAUCACCGCAAAUAACCCAGAGAAUGUCAAGAAAGCUGUGGAGAAGAUCAAGGUUAUCAUAGAGCAGGGAAUUGAGGUACCAGAAGGUCAGAAUGACUUGAGACGUCAACAACUGAGAGAACUUGCCCUUCUUAAUGGUACACUCAGAGAGAAUGAUGGAUUAAAUAAGCUGAAACAGUUGGCCCAGGCACAAACUAUAGUGACCAAUACCAUCAUAUGCCAGGUGUGUGGAGGGGCAGGGCAUUUAGCACAGGACUGUAAACAGAGAAGGCCUGGUGACUCCCUGAGACAGGCUCUAGCACAGAAUCAGAAUACACAACCUGUAGACAAGGCAAAAAUGGACAGUGAGUACAUGUCCUUGAUGGCUGAACUAGGGGAGGGUCCACCCCCCACUGCUCCUGCUACAGCUGCUGCCCCUAGGCCUAAUAUGAUACCCCCCAACUCAAGAUUCGGGGCACCCCCACCAGACACCCGUCCAUCUGACAGGCCACAGAGGUUUGAAGUACCACCCCCAUUGAUGCAGCAACAGACAUUACAGAGUCAGCCUCCCUGGCAACAACAACAGCAGCCCCCAAAUCAAGCCCCGCCAAGACCUGCUCCCCCUAGUCUGAUGAACCUUAACACUCACCCCCCUCCCAGCCUUGGCCAGCCACCCCCAAACUUCAACAUGCCCCCAGGAGCACAACCCCCACAGCAACAACAGCAGCAACCACCCCCAAUGGGAAUGUCUCAGCCACCCCCUUUGAUGUCUGCCCCCACUGGUCUGCCACCCCCUUGGCAGCAAUCUGUUCAGACCACCCCACAGACAAUGCCAACAACAAACCCUACAUAUACUGGUGUUGCACCCCCCAGUCUAUUGAGUGCUCCUCCGCCUCCACCCCCAAGCAGUCAACCUCUACCCUGGCAGCAGCAGCCGCAGCCACCAACAUCUAUGUCAAUGUCGGCCCCUCCACCAUGGCAACAACCUCCCUCAGCAGUGGCCCCACCCCCUCCACCCACUUCUUCCUCCAUACCACCCUGGCAGCAGCCUCAUCCAGUAGCUCCUCCCCCUCCACCCCCUAACUCCUCCUUCAACCCUGUAGCUCCGCCCCCUCCUCCACCCUCAGGGAUGGAUCACAUGAAUAACAUGGGAAUUGCUCCACUAUUAGGGGUUCCCCCACCCCCUCCCCCAAACUAAAAUCAUGAAGUUUUAACCUAACCAUUGUAGCUGAGCAUUCAUAGUUUAUUCGAAAGAAUGAUAUAAAAUUAGCAUCACAAAUCCAGAUAUUGUAAAACAAUUGUGAAUAUCUGAUAGUGGAAUGUCAUGAUUGAUAUAAUUUAAUUUCUUACAACAAAUAAAAGUGACCUUGAGUGG
Owenia fusiformis is the source of this 2143-nucleotide messenger RNA. The record is from the annotation of a GenBank genome assembly. Lineage: Eukaryota; Metazoa; Annelida; Polychaeta; Sabellida; Oweniidae.